Lycium barbarum (goji berry) is the source of this 1581-nucleotide messenger RNA. RefSeq lists its product as uncharacterized. The transcript has 2 exons. The record is from RefSeq and is a predicted model, not a curated record. Gene Ontology annotation, molecular function: zinc ion binding; nucleic acid binding. NCBI's taxonomy places the organism in Eukaryota, Viridiplantae, Streptophyta, Magnoliopsida, Solanales, Solanaceae. The coding region runs from base 287 to 1342 and encodes 351 amino acids.
UACGUCUUCAUCGUCAGAGGAGUCUGGAGCAGCUUCACCAUUAGCUCCAGGGGCUUCAGCUCCCGCGCCUCCAGCUCCUCAGCAAGGGGCGGAGGACAGGACACUGAGAGAGGCUGUGCAGUUAUUGACCACUCUGGUAGCGGGACAGGCUCGCAGACGCGGGCGGAGAGAUGAUGAUGAUGACGAUAGGCGUGACAGCCUGAGGGUUCGAGAGUUUCUAUUAUGUGGCCCUCCAGAGUUUUACGGGUCUAAGCCCGACGAGGACCCCCAUGACUUUAUUCGGGGGAUGCGGCGCUCACUAGAUUUGGUCAGGGCUUCAGAGACUGAGUCUGUUGAGUUGGCUUCGCAUAGACUACGGGAUGUUGCUGCUCACUGGUAUGAGUCCUGGGAGCUAUCCAGGGGUGACGGUGCUACCCCAGCUACUUGGGACGAGUUCGUGACUGCUUUCACUCACCACUUUUUGCCCCCAGAGUUACGGCGGGCGCGGGUUGACCGAUUUUUGCAUCUGCAGCAGAGGGGUCGGAGCGUCCGUGAGUAUAAUAUGGAGUUUGAUUCUUUGGCCCGGUAUGCACCUGCCAUAGUAGCAGAUAUGGCCGAUCGGAUGCACAGAUACGUGAUGGGGUUAGACCGCUAUUUGAUUGAUGACUGUAUGGCGGUGGCAUUGCAGACAGACAUGGAUAUUGCCCGACUACAGGCUUAUGCCCUGGGUAUGGAGGACCGACAUAGAGCUGAUUAUUCUAGCAGAGAUCGGGACAGGAGGCCGCCCAAGAGGGCCAGAUUCGCAGUUUAUUCUGGAAAUUCUCGAGGCGGACAGCCUCAGCAGCAGCAGUCAGGCAGACAUCCUCCUCCGUCAGGCCGGGGUACACCCCCACAGUUUACCGGCAGGAGAUCUGAGGGUGUCGGAUAUUCAGGGGCAGGCCCGAGCUCCAGGGCUUCAGGUUCACAGUUGAACAGAGGUUCCAGCAGUCAGAUGAGGCCACCCAGAACUUUGUGUUCCUACUGUGGGAGACAGCACCCGGGAGAGUGUUUCCGAGCUACGGGUGCAUGCUUUGUGUGCGGCCGUCAGGGCCAUCAGAUGAGAGACUGUCCGGCUAGAGGUGGUACAGGCAGUUCAGCUCAGUCUACCGGGUCAGCCGGUGGUUCAUCUUCAGCCUCAGUGGCGAUGCGCCCUGCGGGGCAAGGUACUCCAGCACCAGCAAGCCGCGGCAGGGGUCGUGGCGGAGCUUCGGGUUCUAGCGGUCCUUCGAACCGCAUUUAUGCCUUAGCCAGCAGACAGGACCAGGAGGCUUCGCCUAAUGUCGUCACAGGUACAGACGCACAGCUUGGUGAUCCACCUGUUUAGGACACCCCCUUCUGCUAUUCGGAGUGCUCCUCUCAUCCCGGAGCUUAUAUUUUUGGUAUAUAUACUUGUUAGUGCAUUUAUACAUAUUCGUUCAUGGGUACGGCGGGGCCCUGUCCUGUCAUAUGAUUCUGUCGGUCUGUUUAGAGGUCUGUGGACAUGUUUGUGGGUUAGGGUCUUUCUGUAUGAAUGUAUGUACAUGUCGUUUGGGCGAUCCCAUACGCCGAGGCGGCCGGUCCGCA